This is a messenger RNA of Tachyglossus aculeatus (Australian echidna), 1627 nucleotides long. RefSeq names its product solute carrier family 25 member 1 (gene SLC25A1). Lineage: Eukaryota; Metazoa; Chordata; Mammalia; Monotremata; Tachyglossidae. The transcript has 9 exons. Gene Ontology annotation, biological process: mitochondrial citrate transmembrane transport. The record is from RefSeq and is a predicted model, not a curated record. The coding region runs from base 71 to 988 and encodes 305 amino acids.
CCGGCUGUAGGGACCGAGCCGGCCCCCCGCUGCCCCCGGACCGGACCGGACCGGACCGGCCCGUCCCGUCAUGGGUCGCUCCCCGCCCGCCGCCGCCGCCUCGGAGAAGGCGAAACUGACGCACCCGGGAAAAGCCAUCCUGGCAGGCGGCCUGGCGGGCGGCAUUGAAAUCUGCAUCACCUUCCCCACGGAGUACGUGAAGACCCAGCUGCAGCUGGACGAGAAGGCCAACCCACCCCGCUACAGGGGCAUAGGAGACUGCGUGAAGCAGACGGUCCAGGGCCAUGGCGUCCGGGGCCUCUACCGGGGGCUGAGCUCGCUGCUGUAUGGCUCCAUCCCCAAGGCCGCUGUCAGGUUUGGGAUGUUCGAGUUCCUCAGUAACCACAUGCGCGAUGCCCAGGGCAAGCUGGACAGCACGCGGGGGCUGUUGUGCGGGCUGGGAGCCGGCGUGGCCGAAGCCGUGGUUGUCGUCUGCCCCAUGGAGACGGUCAAGGUCAAGUUCAUCCAUGACCAGUGCUCCCCAAAGCCCAAGUACCGUGGCUUCUUCCACGGGGUCCGAGAAAUCGUGCGGGAGCAAGGGCUGCGGGGUACGUACCAGGGGCUCACGGCCACCGUCCUGAAGCAGGGCUCCAACCAGGCCAUCCGCUUCUUCGUCAUGACCUCGCUUCGAAACUGGUACCGUGGCCCCGAUCCAAACAAGCCCAUUAACCCUCUGGUGACUGGGCUGUUUGGUGCCAUCGCUGGUGCCGCCAGUGUUUUCGGCAACACGCCUCUGGAUGUCAUCAAGACCCGGAUGCAGGGGCUGGAGGCACAGAAAUAUAAGAGCACGUGGGACUGCGGCUGCCAGAUCCUGCGCCACGAGGGGGUCAAGGCCUUCUACAAGGGCACAGUGCCCCGCUUGGGCCGGGUGUGCCUGGACGUUGCCAUCGUCUUCGUCAUCUACGACGAGGUGGUGAAGCUGCUCAACAAGGUGUGGAAGACCGACUGAGGGAGUCCUCGGAGGGGCAGGGGGUUGGGCCCGGUGCCGCCCCCGCCCCGGCCCGCUCCACCCGGUGGCCCUCCACCCCCCUUCGCUAGCCCUCGGUCCAAGAGGGCGGGCGAGGGGGGAGCCGGAGCGGGGCGGAACCCGUCCCCUUGGGCUGGACUGACCACCCUUCCCCCACACACUCACGAUGAUUCCAGUGCCAUGUGUGCCAAACACGUCGAUCCCGUACUCGUCCCCGUCCUGCCUGUCGUGUGUCUGUGUUGUCCGUUCCGUGCGGGUCUGUCUUGCCCUUCACCCCCGGGGUUUGCUUGUUCCUCCGGGCCGGAGGGUUCUGUGGGCAGAGAUUCCCCCCACCCGCCGCGGGCUGGGCUGACCGGGACCCCUGUGCCCCUCACCGGGCUGUGCCCCUCACCAAAGCUGCCUCCUGGGGUCCGUCUAGGUGCCUGACCAUUCCCCAGGGCUCUCGGGGGCCCAGCCGGCAAGGGAGCGUGUCGGAACCGACCGCGAGGGCCGAGGGACCGAUGGGGGCCGACCCUUUUCGUGGCCCUCACUGGGGGGCAAAGAUCUGCCCCACGUGGCCCCGGCCCCCGUCCCACCGACUCAGGGUUUUCCAGACCCCAAUAAACCGGAAACUGGUGCAGA